CAAAGGGCCGGGGGAGCUACGGACGGACGGACGGACAGGCAGCCUGUAAGCCCCGGGCCCCGUCCUGCCGGGCGGCCGUAUCCCCCCGCUGCCCGCCGCUCCAUUGUUCCUGGUGUUAUUGCACUUAAGAAUGAACAUUGAAGACAAGCUGGGAGGAUUAUUUCUUAAAUGUGGUGGCAUAGACCAAAUGCAGUCAUCCAGGGCUAUGGUAGGGAUGGGUGCGGUAUCUGACCAGUCUGGAGUAUCGGGAGAACGGCAAGAGGCGGUGCUUCAAGAUCGGACUAUGGCGCACCAAGAAAUUCUUGCGACAGACGAAGUGUUACAGGAAAGUGAACUUCGACAGCAAGAGAUGAUUUCACAUGAUGAACUCAUGGUCCAUGAGGAGACGGUAAAAAAUGAUGAUGACAUGGAUGCGCAAGAUAGACUUCCUCAAGGGCUGCAGUAUGCUGUUAAUGUCCCUAUCAGUGUAAAGCAAGAAAUUACCUUUACUGAUGCAUCUGAACAACAGAAACGAGACAAAAAACAAAUACGAGAGCCAGUAGAUUUGCAGAAAAAGAAGAAAAGAAAACAGCGUUCACCAGCAAAAAUCCUUACAAUAAAUGAGGAUGGAUCACUUGGUCUGAAAACCCACAAAUCUCAUGUUUGUGAGCAUUGCAAUGCUGCCUUUAGAACCAACUACCAUUUACAGAGACAUGUCUUCAUUCAUACAGGUGAAAAACCAUUUCAGUGCAGUCAGUGCGACAUGCGUUUCAUACAGAAGUACCUGCUACAGAGGCAUGAGAAGAUUCAUACUGGUGAGAAGCCAUUUCGUUGUGAUGAAUGUGGUAUGAGGUUUAUUCAGAAAUAUCACAUGGAAAGGCACAAAAGAACUCACAGUGGAGAGAAGCCUUACCAGUGUGAAUAUUGUUUGCAGUUUUUCUCCAGGACUGAUCGGGUGCUGAAACAUAAACGUAUGUGCCAUGAGAACCGCGACAAGAAACCGAAUAGAAGCGUCACCAAAGUUGGCUUUUUGCCAUCGGAGGAAGAUUCUGGUUUCUCGAUGCCUAUGAAAGACAGCUCCUUGCCAAAGAAAAAAAGGCAGAAAUCAGAGAAAAUGAAGUCUGGCGAUAAGGAUAGCACAGAUAAAUCAGACCAGAAGAAGGACAAAAACGACUAUUUGCCUUUGUACUCUUCUAGCACUAAAGUAAAAGAUGAGUAUAUGGUAGCGGAAUAUGCCGUUGAGAUGCCACAUUCUUCGGUCAGUGGGACGCACUUAGAAGAAGCAAAUUCUGGAGAGAUACACCCACCCAAGCUCGUUCUCAAAAAAGUUAACAGCAAGAGGAGUCUGAAACAGCCACUUGAGCAAAGUCAAACCAUUUCACCUUUAUCCACGUAUGAGGACAACAAGGUUUCCAAGUAUGCCUUUGAUCUUGUGGAUAAGCAGAGUUUACUGGACUCUGAAGGUAAUGCUGACAUUGAUCAAGUUGACACGUUACAGGAAGGGCCCAGUAAACCUGUACACAGCAGCACUAAUUACGAUGAUGCAAUGCAAUUUUUAAAGAAAAAGAGGUAUCUACAAGCAGCUAGUAAUAGCAGUAGAGAAUAUGCCUUGAAUGUAAGUACCAUAGCAUCUCAACCUUCAGUAACGCAGGCAGCUGUGGCCAGCGUCAUUGAUGAAACUGCUACAGCCUCAAUAUUGGACACACAGGCACUGAAUGUUGAAAUGAAAGGUAACCAUGACAAAAAUGUCAUUCCAGAUGAGGUACUGCAAACUCUGUUAGAUCAUUAUUCGCACAAGGCUAAUGGACAGCAUGAGAUAUCUUUCAGUGUGGCUGACACUGAGGUGACCUCCAGUAUAUCAAUCAAUUCUUCUGAAGUAUCUGAGGUCACCCAAUCUGAGACAGUUGGCACAAGCUCUCAAGCUUCCUCAUCAGAUAAAGCUAGUAUGUUACAAGAAUAUUCAAAGUUUUUACAACAAGCUUUGGACAGAACUAGCCAAAAUGAUGCCUAUUUGAACAACCCGAGCCUUAAUUUUGUGACUGAUAACCAGACUCUUACAACCCAGCCAGCAUUUCCUUCCAUGGAGAAGGUCUACACGUCUAUACCCGUCAAUAGCUUUCGAUCGGGAAUGAGCUCUCCAUUAAGAACAACUCCAGACAAGUCUCAUUUUGGACUAAUGGUUACUGAUUCGCAGCACCCUUUUCCCUUUUCAGGUGACGAGGCAAAUCAUUCUUCUUCCUCCUCUACACAGGACUUCUUAGAUCAAGUAACUUCUCAGAAGAAAGCAGAGGCGCAGCCUGUUCAUCAAGCAUAUCAAAUUAGCUCCUUUGAGCAGCCCUUUAGAGCUCAGUUCCAUGGGGCAAGAGCUGGAAUGUCAUCUCAGUUUAGCACUGCCAAUGGACAGGUGAACCUCCGGGGACCAGGGACAAGUGCUGAUUUCCCAGAAUUUCCCUUGGUGAAUGUAAACGAUAGCAGGGCGGGGAUGACUUCUUCACCUGAUGCCACAACGGGCCAGACUUUUGGCUAAGAAAUCUUUGUACAUAAUACUGGCACUUUAGAACACAUUUGUCAAAAGAGGGUUGCUCUGUAUAAGAUGGAGUUCUGUACAGCUUUUAAGAGCGCUAUGUUAAAACAAAAGUAAGCUGAUAUUAGCAAGACCAAUAACUGCUUCUUUCUUUUGUUGGUUUUUUUUUUUUGUUUUUUUUUUUGUUUGGGUUAGUCACCAGUCAUUGCAUUGAACUGCCUGAUGUUGGUGCCCUGAUCAAAGGCAGUUUAUUAUUCACUUGUUUGAAUCCAGAAAAUAUUUUACCUUUUAUGAAAUUUAAAAUAAACAAAAUCCCCAGGUAAGACUUUUCCCCCAGGAUUGUUUCCUUACUGGUUUCCUUGUAUGCUUUGGGAGGACAGUUUAUUGUCUGAUACUAUUCAUAUUGUCAUUUCUAAGCUUG
Calidris pugnax (ruff) is the source of this 2924-nucleotide messenger RNA. RefSeq names its product zinc finger protein 148. Gene Ontology annotation, biological process: regulation of transcription by RNA polymerase II. Gene Ontology annotation, molecular function: DNA-binding transcription factor activity, RNA polymerase II-specific; RNA polymerase II cis-regulatory region sequence-specific DNA binding. The record is from RefSeq and is a predicted model, not a curated record. NCBI's taxonomy places the organism in Eukaryota, Metazoa, Chordata, Aves, Charadriiformes, Scolopacidae. The coding region runs from base 131 to 2506 and encodes 791 amino acids. Gene Ontology annotation, cellular component: nucleus. The transcript has 7 exons.